Molecule: messenger RNA, 1234 nt
Organism: Lampris incognitus (smalleye Pacific opah)
Lineage: Eukaryota; Metazoa; Chordata; Actinopteri; Lampriformes; Lampridae
Gene: sult3st1
Product: sulfotransferase family 3, cytosolic sulfotransferase 1
Exons: 6
Coding region: 27-899 (290 amino acids)
Biological process (GO): sulfation
Cellular component (GO): cytoplasm
Molecular function (GO): sulfotransferase activity
Source: RefSeq, a predicted model, not a curated record
CUCGCAGUCCAACACGAAAGUCACACAUGGAGCGGAUCAGCGAUUACCUUUGCAGGUAUAAGAACUACAACUUUGCUAUUGGGACCACCACCGCAGAACACAUCGAUUCACUCCAGAGCUUUGAAAUCCGGGACAGUGACGUCUUCUUGGUCACUUAUCCAAAGUCAGGAACUAUAUGGACCCAGCAAAUUAUUACCUCCAUGUAUGAGAUGCAAGAAGACGCUCGUCUCAUUGCCUACCCCAACAACCUGGAGCGGAUGCCGUGGCUGGAGUACCUGGAGGGCCGUGAGGACUACUCUCUCAGACCCUCGCCACGGCUGUUUGCCUCACACCUCACGCCGCCUCUCAUGCCUCCUGGUCUAAAGGAUAAAAGGGCAAAGAUAAUCUAUGUGAUGCGGAACCCAAAGGACAAUGUUGUUUCCUAUUACCACUUCUGUUGUUCCUGGACCACGCUGGAAACGCCAAAGAGCUUUGCAGACUUCUUGGAGCAGUAUCUGGAGGGGAAAGUUGGUGCAGCCUCCUGGUUUGAUCACAUUAGGGAGUGGCAUGCAAAGAGAGACCAGUACAACAUGCUCUUCCUCACAUACGAGGAUAUGAUUUUGGAUCUUAAGACAGCGGUGAUCAAGAUCUGCCGUUUCUUGGGGAAAGACCUUUGUGAUGCAGCUAUUGAUCAAAUUGUGGAAAAAUCUACCUUCAAGAACAUGAAACAAGACCCCAAAGCCAACUACGAGUUCCUGCCGGUGGAAAAAAUCCAAGGGAAAUUCAUGCGCAAAGGGAAGAUAGGUGACUGGAAAAACACAUUUACUACAACCCAGAGCGAGAGGUUUGACCAGAUCUUUCAGGAGCGAAUGGGAGAUAUGUCUUUGGCGUUCACCUGGGACGCAGCACAGCAAUCCUAAAGGGACAUGUACAGAAUUUUUGCUCCACACUACAACCUUACUACUCCUGUUUACGGACACUUACAUAAUUACAGACAUUCUAUGUAUCAUCUUUGCGAUACUAAUAGGUUAGUUAUUAAUGUGUACAAUAAGAUAACCAGCAAAAUAUUGCCUUGUAACCCAUUUUAUGACCCUUGCCUCUGGAAGACCCAAUAUUUAGAUGUUUAAAAAGUAAAAUAAGGCAUUAAGAAGCUGUAAAAGUUGCAAGAAUGAGAAUAUAACAUAACGUUAAAGCUUUCUGGGAUGUAUCUGUGAUUUAGGGAAAGACAAAUACAAUUUACUUGAUAAUAAAAAAA